UCGGGCGUCCAUCUGCCAUGCUAUUGUUCUUGGAGCCUUCAGGGCAGAUCUAUUCACUAGCUGAGUGACAGGGAGCUGCUCAAUUGCACGCCCAGGGACCUCCGGCAAGCUACUGGCAGCAGCUAGCGCAGCUUCACCAGCCAGGAACUACUUGCCCCGCUUACAACUUUGACGAUAUCGAGACCGCCGCCACGCCUUACCACAGCUUUGUGCACAUCGACGCAAACCUCACGAGCACGCGAGCCGACCUUGUCACCACUCCCUAGCCUGCGUCCCUCCAACUUACUCUGCCUCGCUUCGGUGAUCGAUCCUCACGCAAAAGGGAGCGCCUUCCAGCUACCUUGCGACAAUCGCUUGCGACAAGCGGCCAUGACGACAGCAAACAGCGAACCCUUCUAUCUGCGUUACUACUCCGGACACUCGGGUCGUUUCGGCCAUGAGUUCCUCGAGUUCGACUUCCGCGUGGUAGGCGACGGCCGGAGCGCAGUCGCGCGGUACGCCAACAACUCAAACUACCGCAACGACAGUCUGAUUCGGAAAGAGAUGUGUGUAAGCUCUCUCGUCAUUGACGAAAUACGGCGCAUUGUCAAGGCGAGCGAGAUCAUGAAGGAAGACGACGGCAAGUGGCCGCAGAAGAACAAGGAUGGAAGGCAAGAGCUCGAGAUCAGGCUCGGCAACGAGCACAUCUCGUUUGAGACAGCAAAGAUUGGCUCCCUCAUCGACGUCACAGAGUCCGCCGACCCUGAAGGCCUUCGCGUGUUCUACUACCUCGUCCAGGACCUCAAGGCGCUCGUCUUUAGCUUGACGUCGCUGCACUUCAAGAUCAAGCCCAUCUCGUGAUGGGUCCCCAGUAUCUGGAGCACGUCGCUUCCUCCUCAAGUGGCCAGUACCAACUUAUGGACACGCGUGCAAACCACACGCCUGACCACUUGAAGAGCCUGCGAGUAUGGACUCAGAAAUGUAUGAUACCA
Microdochium trichocladiopsis is the source of this 971-nucleotide messenger RNA. RefSeq names its product Mago nashi protein. Gene Ontology annotation, cellular component: exon-exon junction complex; nucleus. Gene Ontology annotation, biological process: RNA splicing. Gene Ontology annotation, molecular function: ATP binding. Lineage: Eukaryota; Fungi; Ascomycota; Sordariomycetes; Xylariales; Microdochiaceae. The coding region runs from base 370 to 840 and encodes 156 amino acids. The transcript is spliced from 4 exons. The record is from RefSeq and is a predicted model, not a curated record.